Molecule: messenger RNA, 4791 nt
Organism: Boleophthalmus pectinirostris (great blue-spotted mudskipper)
Lineage: Eukaryota; Metazoa; Chordata; Actinopteri; Gobiiformes; Gobiidae
Product: inactive tyrosine-protein kinase PRAG1
Exons: 6
Coding region: 338-4231 (1297 amino acids)
Biological process (GO): protein phosphorylation
Molecular function (GO): protein kinase activity; ATP binding
Source: RefSeq, a predicted model, not a curated record
GAGUCCCGCUACUGCUCCGCCUGUUUCACUCACUCCAGUCCACCUCUGCACCGUGCACCAGUGGCAGUAUGCCCGGGCCGACAGCUACGACCAGCCUCCUGCGUCUACUGCUGCUACACAGCGCUCAGCCAAUCUGAUUUAUCCAUUUUAGGACGCUUGAACAUCGCAUUGUCUACAUCUGGAAUUACAUGAGUUUUUGGUCUUUAUUUUUCUCGCUUCAUUGAAGAUAUUUCCGUGUUGCCAGGGAAGAAAGUCCAAGCAGCAAUGACAGGGCUUCAGAUCAUUGCACCAUCAAUCCAAAGCCUCUUCUGACCAAACGUCACCAAGUGCAUCAAAGAUGUCUGCCUGCAGUGACUUUGCAGAACACGUGUGGAAACCCGGCUCUUGUAAGAACUGCUUCCACCCGCUCAGUGCACACCGGGGAGGCAGUGGGCCCUCCCUGAGAAGAAACAGCCAGAGAGGUGAUGAGGAGAGUGCAGUAACAGCACCUUCACCUUAUAGUAAGCCGACCAUUGCUGUCAAACCUACUAUGAUGAAUCUGGAGUCCAAUGAGACAAUGACAGAUAUCAACAUGAACAUCGAGCAGGAAAGUCCCAGGAGUCCAGUAGACCGAUUUGGAUUGAAAAAGCUCCUUGGCCUGUCCUCACUGUACAUAGAUAAAAAUGGAUGUAACAAGGUUCCCAAAGAAACUGGUCUGCGUAGCCCUGAAAAUAAAUGCUUCUCUUUGAGUGCUUUAUCUCCAAGUAAGAUCUCUAAAGAUUCAGUGCUUAUCAGCAACAUUUUUGUUACACAGGAAGAUGGCAAAACUUGUCAGAACUUUAGAAAGAAUGACAUUUGCAGACAGAUAAACUCUACAGAAGCUGCCCGAACCAGCAAGAGCACUUAUAUUGGUAAUGGCGUUAAAACACACUAUCAAGAACAUGAUCAAGCUUCACGGGGCAUGGAUGUUAGUGUUUCUAGUCCUACCAAAGUUCAUAAUGGUUAUGAAUCCACAGACUUGGUCAUUACUGAGGCUACCAGCACUUCCUUUAGCACAGUCUUAAACGUGAACACUGAUGACAGCACUCCAUUGUCUUCACAGUCCCCUCCCAGUCCGUCGGAAUCAUCCUGCUCCUAUCAGAGCAGUAAUGGUUCACUUUCAGAUGGUUUUGGAAGUAAACAUGACCUUGGUAGACCCCAGACGCCUACAAGCUCACUAUCAGUAUCUAACUCUCCCACUGGGCCUCUGGACAAAGAGCCUAUAUAUGCAGAAAGCACUAAGAAAAAGCAAAGAGCACAUGAAAAUUUGAAAUCACCAACCAAAAUCAAGAGGACUCCAUGUCCUCCUGAAGGCUCGGUGGAGUGUCAGCGGGCUACCAUCACUGUAAUGGCCGCUCACACAGAGGAAAACAACAGGACAUUUUAUCUGAGCAGUCCAGAUUCAGCCGUGAGCACCCAGUGUCACUUUAGUCCUUCUGCCCGAAAAGACACAAGCACCCCAACCUUCCUCUGGCCCAGUCCCAGCCGAAGUGCCCCAUCUUUGACACCAGAGACAGCUGCCUGUCUCCCUGUUCUUCCCAAACCCCAGACAAGCCCACCCAUUCCCCCAAAAAGAACUAACCGGACCCCUAAGCUGGGUACUUCUAGUCUCACAUCAUCCAUUUCUUCUCCCGUGCCUCUGCCUGAACUUCCCAAACUAAGUGCCUCCAGUCUUAGCCCAUCCACCUCCUCCCCUGUGCCCCUACCAGAACUUCCUAUGCUUUUUCUCGUCACAUCCAAAGAGUGUCACUUUAAGGUCCACACUAGCAACCAGAGCAUGGCUGUCGAUCGGCACAAGUCUCAUCACCACAUUCCUGGAUGGAACUGUCGCAUUGAGGAAGAGGAGGAAGAUGAGGAGAAAAAUGUCAAAGAAGGUGAGAAAAAGCAUCCAGCUAAAUGUCAGGGGACUACUGCCCAAGAGGAUAGGCUGGUCACUGGUGAAGCUGCAAACUGGAAGGAGGCCAGGACAUGUAAGGCCCAAAGCAGCCCUCCACCAAUCACAGAGCCAGGCACUGCCCCCUUUGCUACCACCAACAAUGGUCCUUGUCAGGAUGUUCUGGAUGGCACCGGUGCAGGAAAGGAAGGCAAGCAGAACGGCAGCAUGCCAGCCAAGCAGCCAUCACAUGUCGGCUCAACUGAAUUACUGACAGUAGGAAUGGGAGCAUUCAACCAUGAGACCAAUCCCCCGCCACCCCCACCCAAGAAGUUACACAGACUAUGUGGAAGAAUGAGUGGCAGUAACAUGGAACUAGACCGCUGCAGUAAUCCAGGGUCAGUAGAAAGCUGUGCUUCAUCUCUUCGAGGCUUGGGGCAUGUCAGUUUACCUACAGCCUCCACUGACAGUCUUGCUGAUUCUGGGCCCCGAGAUUCUACACAAAUGUCCUGCUCCUCUCCAUUUCCUCGCAGCCCAUUGCCAUCAGCCCCGGGCUCUCCUCAUCCGAACACAUGUGACAGCACAAGUAACCAGCCUCCUCCUCUCCCAGAGAAGAAAAUGGUCAACAGAACCAUGUCUGCUCCUGAUAGUGGAAAACAGUUCAUUCGGUCCUAUCCAAACCUUCUAUUGACUGGUUCAGAAAGCCCAAGGUGUCAGCCUGAAGCCAGCUCCCAGUCCAGUUUACCAUCCAGUCCUGUGGACCCAAAGUCCAUGUUCUCAUCAAAUGAAUGUCUAGAGCGUUGCCAUGCUCCCCUCGGUAAACCCUCCAGAUCUAGAACUUUAGAUGAACCAUUCAAAAGACGGCUUGGGGUUCACUGUCGAAGCAGCAUUACCUGCUCCUCCUCCCCUCAGCUCAGCGGCCCUCUGCCAGCCACUGAACUAGGAACUGCUACAAAUGUAGGCUCUACUCUCCAGCUACAGACACUGCUCAGUAAUAUCGACAGCAGGGAAGGAGUGUACUCCAAACUCGGAGGACUAUAUGCAGAGUCUCUGCGAAGGUUAGCUCUAAAAUGUGAAGAUCACUUCACUCGCUCACAGAGAAACCCUCUUAGGUUUGAAGAGAGCAACUGGUCUCUGUUUCGACUCAUUUCCAACAAACCAAGCUGCAGUGGAGGAGAUGCAGUGUACUAUUCAGCUGCCUGUGCUUCAGACCCCAGUAACUCCUAUGCUGUUAAGAUCUGCAAGAGUCCGUCUGUGGAGGCCAAGCAGGGUCAUCUCUACGGCCUGUCUGUGCUGCAGAGCAUGCCUACACACUUCAAUCUCCAGCAGGACUGUGGACACUUCAUGGCCUGUGUACCACAGAGUAUGUUGCCCUCAGAGGAGGUAAUCAAGCCAGCAGCCUCGUCUACUGCUCAGCCAAUGGACAGAGAAAGAGUGGUGGUCAUCACUCCGGAUGUCCCACAACAAACUGCAGCAGAUUUUGUCCGUGAGUGGGGGGCAUUCCAUAAAGAACAGCCUGAGGUGUACGAGAGGAGAGUGUGCUUCCUUCUUUUGCAGCUGUGUAAUGGACUUGAGCACCUAAAGGAACAUGGAGUGACACACAGGGACCUCUGCCUGGAAAACCUUUUGUUGGUUCCACAUCACAGACCACCUCUCACUUGUGCUGACAGUGAUUGCAGCCCUCUAGCCAUUCAGCGCCACCUCCCUCGACUUCUCAUUAGCAACUUUGCAAAAGCUAAGCGUCGUUCUGCUGAAGAUGGUGCUUUCCACAGCAUAGAUCCUAGAACCAAACGAGACCAUGCCAGACUGGCCCCAGAAAUUGUCUCUGCUGCUCAGUAUCGCAAAUUUGAUGAGUUCCAAACUGGCAUCUUAAUUUAUGAGCUUCUUCACCAGCCCAACCCAUUUGAAGUUAGCCCAGCACUAAAAGAACAGGACUACCGGUGUGAGGACUUGCCUUCCAUCCCGUCUGUGUCCCUGUAUUCAGAUGGUCUCCAGAAGCUGGCCCAGCUGUUGCUCCAACCAGAUCCCAUCAAACGCAUACACAUCCAGGAGGCAAAGCGUAUUCUCCAGAGCCUGCUGUGGGGCCCAAGGAAGGAUCUUAUGGAGCAACAGAAAGAGAGGCAUGGCCAGGGAGCCAACCUCAUGGAUGCCUCCAGACACGAAGGUCUUCUCAACUGGCUGGAUGUAAAGCGAGCCUUGCUCAUGAUGAAAUUUGCAGAGCGCUCCCUGGAACCAGAGAGAAAUGCUGAACUGGAAGACUGGCUCUGCUGCCAAUAUUUCUCCUCAGCUCACCCUCUGUCUUUGUGCCAUACCGCCGAACUGCUCUAUUCUCUCAAAUAACUGACGUCAGUGAGGACUCUGGAGAACGUGCAGCCCUGUUAUAAAUGUUAAGGCUCUUUUCAUCAUGUAGUAAAUAAUGUGAAUCUGCAGUGUUACUUACACAGUAAAGCGUGCCACAAACAUGAAUGAACAAAGACGCAAAAAGUUUUUAUUGAUCAAGCUGAAGAGCUGUGAAUGUUUGUGGUCUGGCUCUGGCUAUCAAUAAGGUACUAAUGUUUCACCCAAUUAGUUUACAGUAUGUUGCUUUGUAAAUGUGCAGCUAAACCUCAUGUCUUACAUGACUUGUCUGUUUAAAAAUGCAACUAACACAUCCUCAUUAGCACAUGUUGUUUGUCACGUCAUCUGUAAAACAUGUUUUGGCUAGACUUCAUUAUGAAACGUCAUUUAACUGAAUUACACUGAAAUGUAAAUGUCAUGACAUUUGUGACGGUGCCUUUUGGUGUUUUGUAUGUAACAGCAACUUUGACACAAUGUAAAUAUAUUAGUUUUGUGAAACUGGCAUUUCACAUUCUUGUACACUGAUUUUAAGUUAUAGAUUAAAAGAAGAUCAACAAGCCCAA